Molecule: messenger RNA, 1149 nt
Organism: Iphiclides podalirius (scarce swallowtail)
Lineage: Eukaryota; Metazoa; Arthropoda; Insecta; Lepidoptera; Papilionidae
Source: the annotation of a GenBank genome assembly
AUGCCAAAACGCUGUAUCACUAAAUGGAUAUUUCUCGCCGUCCUUGUGGGUGGAUUGUUCCAUACAACACGUUCAAUAGAAGUAAUGCCUUGUGAAAAAUUUAACAAAAAUUGUGUAUUAGUCACAGAAUGCGUUUCAGCUUUAGAUUUAGUGAAGGCAAGAGCAGCUGAGGCUUUAAGGAAAAUGUUUUGUGGAUUCGACCAGAGAGGCCCCAGGGUGUGUUGUCCAAUAGAUAGUCCAAUAGUAUUUGUUAAUGACACAGAUACAGCGACCAGUAGAUCAAAAACCACCACAGUAUCUGCUAAAAUUGAUAAUAUAACUCAGGACGACUUACCCAGUAGAAUAGUAUGCGGCAUAAGUCCAUCUAAUCAAGACCGUAUCGUCGGAGGCUUCAUCGCAUCACUCGAAGAAUUUCCGUGGUUAGUUCGGAUUAAAAGUAAAAGGACUACAAAUAAUAGAGAGGGACGUGAGCUUUACAACUGCGCCGGGAGUCUGAUAUCAGAUCGUUACGUGCUAACAGCUGCCCACUGCCUUGCAAACAGAGAUGUAAUAAGCGUGCGUUUGGGCGAAUGGGACACUGAAACUUUGCAGGAUUGCCAAGGGGGCAUAUGCAGUGAUCCUCCGGUCGAUAUAAACGUAACCAAAGUUAUUAUACAUUCGUCAUACAACGAAACUCUUCUCCUUAACGAUAUUGGCCUCUUACAGCUGGAAGAAGCUGCGAAUUUUACAGAUUUCAUUCGUCCAAUAUGCUUACCGAUAACGCAGUACUCGAAGAAUCAAGACUAUGUCGCAGGAACAACGUUUUGGACCGCUGGAUGGGGUCUUACAGAAUUCGAAACACCAUCGAUAAUAAAAAGAAAAGUUAACUUGAAUACAGUUCCUUUGGAAGAUUGCCGUAAUGCAGUGCCCCAAGUGAAGAAGAUGAAUACGAAGAAUAUAAUAUGCGCGGGGGGCACAAUUGGAAAAGAUAGCUGUAAUGGAGAUUCAGGCGGACCUCUGGUCAAGGAGAUAGUAGAAGACGGUUACAUAAACUGGUACCUUUACGGUAUUACGAGUUUCGGGGCCAGGAAAUGCGGUGCUUCUGAAAUCCCAUCAGUUUAUACAAGGGUUGUAUCUUAUAUGGACUGGAUAAAAGACAAUAUUGUUUCU